Pimephales promelas (fathead minnow) is the source of this 2889-nucleotide messenger RNA. RefSeq names its product catenin alpha like 1 (gene ctnnal1). Gene Ontology annotation, biological process: Rho protein signal transduction; cell adhesion. NCBI's taxonomy places the organism in Eukaryota, Metazoa, Chordata, Actinopteri, Cypriniformes, Leuciscidae. Gene Ontology annotation, molecular function: actin filament binding; cadherin binding. The record is from RefSeq and is a predicted model, not a curated record.
GCUCUCGGAGACGCACUCUCCAGCGGUUGCCUGCAGCAGUCAGUCAGUCAGUCAGUCAGUCCUGUGCUUGUAGUUUGCUUUAUUGCAUGUAGCCUACAUGAGCAGUCCGUCACUCAGAAGCGAGUGCUUGUGGAUUACAGUGCAGAGCCACACGCUGCUUCUAAACUAAACCAAACAUACGCUAGCAGCAUUGAGAGACUCCAAAACUCAGUGUUGUCGUGAGCACUCGUGGGGGUAGGCGGGAAUGGCUUCGUCUCCGUGCGGCGGUGGGAACUUCGAUUGCGGGCUGGAAAUCCAAACUCGCUCGGUGGAGCAAACACUCAUCCCGCUCGUGUCUCAGAUUACCACAUUGAUCAAUCACAAAGACAAGCUCAAGAAGACGGAGAAGACUUUACGGGCCAUCCAGAAAGUGGGGCAGGCGGUGAGUGUUGCAGUUGGACGCUUUGUGGCGGUGGGUGAAGCCAUUGCAGUGGAGAAUGAAGACCUGAAGGACGAGAUGGGACUGGCUUGCUUUGACGCUCGGAGAGCAGGCACUGCAAUAGCUCAACUGACAGAUGUGUCUGGUCUGGAGCAGUGUGAGGGUGACGGGCGCAGCACGGUGUUUAGUGACAGGACUGGCAUGGUGAAAGCUGCUCGCAUGCUGCUCUCCUCCGUUACCAAAGUCCUGGUGCUUGCAGACUGCAUCGUUAUCAAACAGAUCAUAAGCUCUCGCAACAAAGUGCUGGUUACCCUGGAGCAGCUGGAGCGAGUCAGCACUUUUCAGGAAUUUGUCCAAAUCUUCAGCCAAUUUGGGAACGAGAUGGUAGAGUUUGCCCAUCUCACGGGAGACAGACAGAAUGAUCUGAAGGAUGAAAAGAAAAGAGCUCGGAUGGCCGCUGCACGUGCUGUGCUGGAGAAAUGCACCAUGAUGCUCCUCACAGCCUCUAAGACUUGCCUGAGACAUCCAGACUGCGAGUCGGCACGGAUCAACAAAGAAGCAGUCUUCCAGCGUAUGCGUCUGGCCCUGGAGCAAGUCAUUGAGAUUGUGACUGACACGAGGAGCGGUGGGGAGGCCAAAGCACUUCCUGUCAGCAUCUACGCUGGGAUUAAAGACUUUAAGGUUAAAGUGGAGGGUCUGAGAGACUCUAUGUACGGUGUGUCCUGUGAGGCAGUUGCGGCUCAGCUGGAGGCUCUGGUAGAGAAAACCGAAGACUUUACAGACUCUGCCUACACCAGCCACGAGCAGAGAGAGACAAUCAUACAGCUCUGCCAGAUCACACGUCAGGAGACCAAACAGCUCAUCAACACAUGGAGACAUGCGCAGCAAUUGCUUAAAGCCAAAGAGGCCACAGAUGAGAUGGAGCUCUCUAUUUUGAAGACUUGUCAGAGUGUCAGUGAUCUCAGACGAGAGCUUCAUAAUGUAGCAGUGGGGAGGGCCACUGAACUACUGAAGCUGCAUUCGGAUCAUCUGGUGCUGCAGGCCCUGAAGGCCUCGGGUGGGGAUGGAAACCUGGAGGCUGUGGCUGACUAUGCCGGCACACUCACCGAACACAAAGAGCAGCUGGUGGAGACUUGUCGUUUGCUCUGCCACAUUUCGGGGACUGAGCCAUUGGAGAUCACCUGCAUUCACGCCGAGGAAACUUUCCGUGUCAUUGGUCCGCAGAUCAUCUCAGCGGCACAGACCCUUGCUUUGCACCCCACAAGCAAGAUAGCCAAAGAAAACUUGGAUGUGUUUUGUGAAGCCUGGGAGUCCCAGCUGUGCGACAUGGCCAUCCUACUGAAGGAGAUCAAUGAUGUGUUUGAGGGCCGCAGAGGUGAUAAGAAAACAUAUCUGUCUCUUCCGAGACCAGGGAAACACUCUGCUAAUCUGAAGACAGUCAAGGCUGCCAAACUUGAUGCUGAGGAGCAAACCACUAUUGCUAAGCUGGGGCUGGAACUGUGUCUCCUCACCUCAGAUGUGGACUCCGAGGUGGAGCGCUGGGACGAGCAGGACCAUGAGAUUGUUCGACUGUGUCAGAUCAUAUCCAGCAUGGCGUAUUCCAUGUACCUCUUCACCAGGGGGGAAGGCUUGCUAAAGACAACUUUGGAUCUAUUCCACCAAGCUGAGGUGUUGUCAGACCAAGGUCUCCAGUUGUGCCCAAUUCUCCACUCUCUCUCCACACAGCUGCUGGAUGAAGACCGAAUGCUUAUUAUAUCUGAGACAGAGAAGCUGUCAACCGCAUGUCAACAGCUUCAGGUCUGUGCCAAGACUCCGGUUCAGGGGAAGAGCGCCAUCUUUCAGAAGGUCGACUCAUCCAUACAGAAUACCAAAGGCAUCUUGACCGUAGUGGUUUACUUACUGCCGAUCUGUAAUAAGCUCAUCAGAAAGUGUCAAUCCGAAUGCAGUUGUCUGUCUUCUCCUCAGCACUGGAGGGAGAAGCAGCUGAGCACGCCUGUCAGCGAGGAAACUCUGAACGGCAAAGGCUCCAACGGCUUUGGUGUCAAAUCCCUGGAGCAGCACAUGGCCAAUCUAACAUUCCUGGAGAGCAAAUAGAUCUGAAAACCUAAGGCGAUCCUGCCUGUCCUCCCAUAUGCAGUGCAUGGUAAUGCACUCGCUCACAACGUGCCAUUCUUUGUGAUUCUGCUCAUUCGCUUUGUGGUGUACGAUGGUGUUAGCGUUUCCAGGCUCAUUCCAGAUACCAAAAGAUAUGGAAGAAAAACCCUUCAUUGCAUGUGUUGAAGUCAUUAUGCGACUGUUUCAAGUGUAAUGGCUGGUAAAUAAGCUACGGUUUUAACCGAAACAAUAUUCAACGGCGUUUCUCGCGAUUAGCCAACAUUGAGGUGUACAUUAUAAAAAGUUUUGAUGCAAAAAAAAAAAAAACAGCACAUUGUAUUUAACAUAACUGCCUCAUGUUCAAGUUGAUGCCAAAU